UGGAAAGAGACGGGCCUCGUCGUAUCCUGAGGGAAGCACUCUGGUAGAUCUACACUGACAGUCAAUCGCUGUUCAUCGGAAGAUUCUCCCCAGAAACACUGGAUCUGUCGGGACACGAAAACACAUCCGUGCAGUUACUAAUAGUCUUCGGAGGAAAGCUGUCAUGCUGUUUUCACACAGUUAAGGUUGUGUGUGGGUUUGGGAUAUUCAGCCAUGCUACAGCAGUCUGAGCUCAUCUUUGACUUCGCCAGUGACCAUGUUACCAUGUCACAGUUGGGGGUUUACUCAGAUUACCCUGCCGUGAUUGUAGAACAGGUUCCCCACCCACACCUGCUUUCAUAUGCAGGUCUGGCGUGUGAACAGUCACAUACAGAGGAUCACCAUCACCAGCAGCUGCUCAAAGUGGAGCCAUGUGAAAGUGGAGAGGAAGAGACCAUGGAGACACUUGUUGCAGCUGACUCGCUUCUCAACAUGGACUGCCCUGACACCCUCUCCCUGGAACAAUACUCCCAGACCUUCUUACCAUCACUGGGCGAUGUCAUCACUACUCCUGUUACCCAGGUGACUGUGUCAGCGGAGGGGAUAGUGGGAGCUGUUGACCAGCCACGUUGGCACUCAUUGCACACAAAGAAGCCUGCGGCACAGCUGCAGUCCAAAAAAAGAGGAAGAAAACCUCGACAUAGAAGGGCUGAGUCUCCCACACCAGACAUUAUAGUGAAGAAGGACAAAUACAACAAAGGAGGAAACACACUGUACCUCUGGCAGUUCCUGAUGGAGUUGUUGCAGGACCGACAGGUCUGCCCCCGCUACAUUAAAUGGACUAAUCCCCACGCAGGAAUCUUCAAGUUGGUCAACUCUAAAGCUGUGGCCAGACUCUGGGGCAAACACAAAAACAAGCCAGAUAUGAAUUAUGAGACAAUGGGCAGAGCACUCAGGUACUACUACCAGAGAGGCAUACUGAACAAGGUUGAAGGCCAGCGCCUCGUCUACCAGUUCACUUCUCUGCCCAAAGACAUGAUUUAUAUCACAGAUGGAGAUUGCACCAAAGAGGAAGAAGAAUACGACGACAAUAGUGGCAAUGAUGAGGGUGUGAGUGACGACUCUGAUGACAGCACAAUACCUUCUAGUGACCAAUCGGUGGCGGAGGAAGAUUUACACCCACCACAGAAGAAAACGUUGACCAGCUCUGUCCGAGCCCCGGCUGCCCAGCGGAGCAGACCAGCUCCCAGGCCCUCAGGCCAGCGUGACACCGUCCUGCGGCCUGCCAGCACCAGCUUGAUCCAGGAGCAGCAUUUGCCUAUUGUGUCUGCUGAGAUGCUGCGGACUCUCCAGAACCUGCCGAAGGUCCAGAGCCUGCAGCCCGCGGGUCACGCGUCGGUCUUCAGAACGGCUCAGCUGCUGGGGAGUCUGUGUGAGCAACAGGCUGCUGCUGAGGAGAUACCUGAUGAAAGGUCACACUCAGGACAGAAAACUUCACAAGUGGAGACUCCUCAGCUGGUACCCCUAAGUGGCUCUGACCAAUAGAAGAGACCGAUGCCCAGUCAAUCCCAAACACACACAUGCACAUACACUCCACUGACUCAGGACCAGUUACAGAGCUGCACUUUGCUGUGGCAAUGUCUGCACACCAGGGCUUUUGUUACUGAAGUGUGUAAGAGCAGGAGUAAUUGCUCUGGGAUUAUUUUUGUGUUUUAGACUAUUAUGAAUUGGUAACAAAAGUAAUUCUAAAUCAGUACUUCUUCUCUGACAUCUGAGUUGGCAGGAACUAAAUUCUCACAGCAUUCAGCAGGUUACUUUCUUAGAAGACAAAAGCUCACUUCCUUUAUCUCAGCCUUCUGUCCGUCUCUGUAGCUGUUAACUAUACAAGACACCAAAGACAGACAUGCACUGGAAUCUACAGCCCUUCUGCACCUCCUGCAGACACACCCUCUGCUUGCACUUAACCUCCUGCAUCAUGGAGCAAAUGGCCUGAUCAGCACACACUGUGCCCUCCUUCUCUGCCUUUACUCUCGCGCUUUCCCACUCCACAUCUUUUGUUGUUCUGUCACAUGCUGAAUCAUUCCUCUGCCUUGAAAAUGGCUUUGCACUAAUGUUUACCUCUGCUGUAUGUUUCUUCUCUAAAGUGCCUGAAGACCUCAGUCUACCCUGUUCCUGCUUCCUCUGUUCCUGGUAAUCAUGAGGUUAUUGAGGGAAAACAUUCCAUGUUAUUAUUUUUUAAGAUCACUGAAUUAAGAUUUUUAUUGUGAAAAUGUUGAAAACAAGGGAUCACUGUUAUUUGUAGAAUAUUAAUUUAGCACUGCUGCUGUUUAUAGUGGAUGUAUCUACACAGCGGGCCUUCCUUUUGUUGACAAUCACCAGUGAAAUGGCCUUGUAGCCUUUUAUUUAGUUAAAAUGGCCUCCUGCAGAGUCAUACUGCUACUAUUUAGCCUUUCUGCUAUGCACACACUCUGUUUUGUUGUCACACAUAUAUAGAUGCAUAUAUGGACCUAAAGCCUUGAAAUCUUUCAUUGUGAUAUAUACUGUAGGCUAUGUCUGUGAACAUGCUUGACUUUGUGCCUUGUUGCCAUUUUCUCCCUCAGGUUUGUAAAAAUGUGUUUUCUGCACAGUGUACUCAAUGCAGUAAAACGGCUGGCCCUGUAUAAUGAAGUAAUGCGAAGUUCAGUGUUUAUUCUCUUCAAUUCUUAGUUUAGCCUUACAAAGGUCAACUCACUCCAGUUUGAGAUUUGAAAAAUUGAGCUUGUAAGAUUAAGGCAGACUUCUGUCAGGGCUGUAACUAACGAUUAUUUUCACUGUCGAUAAAUCUUAUUUUCUCAAAUAAUCGAUUAGUUGUUUGGUCUAUAAAAUGCCAGAAAAUUCUGAAAAAUGUCAAGAUGACAUCCUCAAAUAUCUUGUUUACUGUCAUAAAGGAGUAAAGAAACUAGAAAAUAUUACAUUAAAGAAGCUGGAGUCAAACCGAUUAAUCCUUUAGUAUAAAUAGUUAGUGAUUAAUGUGAUCAAUUAACCGUUGCAGCCCUACUUAUAACUGUGCCUUUCUCCAGGGAGCCCUAUGCAAAGCUGUUUUCACUUUAUUAGUGAGUAAACCAUUUAAUCAUUUUGCUUUAUCUGUCUGUUGAUACUGUAAUUUUUUACUGAUGUGGAUUUGUGGGCUUGUAGCAGAGGGAGAGGUGGAGUUUCUGUUUCUUUAUUUCUGUGUGUUUGCUUUCGUGCAGUCCAGAUGUGUUGAAAAGAUAAUGGUCUAUUAUAUGAAAUAAACUUAAUUUUAUCAUUGUC
Molecule: messenger RNA, 3270 nt
Organism: Micropterus salmoides (largemouth bass)
Lineage: Eukaryota; Metazoa; Chordata; Actinopteri; Centrarchiformes; Centrarchidae
Product: ETS-related transcription factor Elf-1-like
Exons: 7
Coding region: 214-1524 (436 amino acids)
Biological process (GO): cell differentiation; regulation of transcription by RNA polymerase II
Cellular component (GO): nucleus
Molecular function (GO): sequence-specific DNA binding; DNA-binding transcription factor activity, RNA polymerase II-specific
Source: RefSeq, a predicted model, not a curated record